AUGCAGGAUGAGAUGUUUUUGUUUCUCAUACUAAAGCAUUCAACUNAAGUUGCUUUCAAUGGAAAUUGGAGUGGAGAUAAAGGAUGUAAUGGAGGUGCCAAUUGUCAUUUUAACAGUGGCUCUACUGGUGCAGUACUUCUUGUCUAUAAUCCAUUUAGUAGAGGACUGACGACAGCUUCUAUAGACAGUAGUCAAACAAUAAUUCCAAGUAUCUCCAUUUCAGCACCAUCAGCAUGUUUAAAUUCAUACAAUGAACGUACAGUUCGAGCAUCAGGAGAUUAUCAAACUGAAUUAGGUAGUGCAGCCCCAUGGUUACCUACAGAAGCAAAUAGUUUAAUGAUGUUCGAUGAUACAUCUUGUCUCUAUUUACUUACUCUUUCUGGUUUGACACCAAAUAAAUUCUAUAAAUGGAAAGCUACUUUUGAUAAUUCAUGGUCCUGUAGUAUUGGGUGUGGAAAUGGUGUUAAUUGUAAAUUUUCAACAAAUGUAGCUGGUACUGUUGAACUUAUAUUUGAGCCUAUUUCAAAACAAUUAUCAUUUCGUCAUCUUGUAACUGUUUGUGGUAAUAGUCCAUGUGAAAUAGGUGAAACAUGUCCAAAUGAUUGUGAUAUAUGCCCAAUAUGUGGAGAUGGUAUAUGUCAAAAAAGUGAAAUAUAUAAAACAUGCCCGCAAGAUUGUUCAAAUGAAUUAUUGGGAUGUGGAAUCUUUAAAGAAGAAAGUUGUACUGAUGAUUCACAAUAUCAUGUUACAGCAGGUGUUGAAGAAAAACGUUGGCAAACAUCAAAACCCGGUACGAAUGGUUAUCAGUCAUCAUUUCAAGAUUAUCAUACACUUGUUGGCUAUGCUGACAUUAUUUAUACAGAUACUAAUCGUAUUGCAGCUGAAGUUUGUCUUCAAACGAAAAAUCGUCAAUCAAAUUCAAUCACAUUAACUUAA
Molecule: messenger RNA, 936 nt
Organism: Rotaria sp. Silwood2
Lineage: Eukaryota; Metazoa; Rotifera; Eurotatoria; Philodinida; Philodinidae
Source: the annotation of a GenBank genome assembly